Molecule: messenger RNA, 852 nt
Organism: Diutina rugosa
Lineage: Eukaryota; Fungi; Ascomycota; Pichiomycetes; Serinales; Debaryomycetaceae
Exons: 1
Coding region: 1-852 (283 amino acids)
Biological process (GO): cellular response to unfolded protein; protein refolding
Cellular component (GO): cytoplasm
Molecular function (GO): misfolded protein binding; ATP-dependent protein folding chaperone; ATP hydrolysis activity
Source: RefSeq, a predicted model, not a curated record
AUGCCUGCCACUGACGCCGUGAUUGCUGUGCCCGAUGACGCUUCUGACGACGAAAUCGAGACCAUCGUCAGAGAAGCUACCUUGCACGAUCUCAACGUAAAGCCAAUGCGUGAGCUGGAGCUCGCUGUCAUUGCUCAUGGAUUGGACAAAGGCUUAGGGGAUAGGCUUGUGGCCGUGGUCCACGCUGGGCAAACGUUUAAAAUGUCGUUAGUUCGGAUCAAGGAUCGCGACAUGUACAUCGAGAAAGUGGUCUUGAACGACAAAAACUUUGGCAAUGAAGUGGAUGAACGCUUGAAGAAUACUUUUGCUCCUGAUGUGGAGGAGAGGUUCAAGCCCGAGGUCAAACUCACCAAGAAGGCUAUGAAGAAGAUGAAAGUUUCAAAGCUUCAACAUGACAAGCAAGUUGUCCGGCGGAAAUUUAUAAACACCUUGAACCGUGGGAAGGUAUUAUUAUCGAGAAAAUCGUACUGUAAGAAUCAUGUGAGAUAUCACAAAAAGAACUACAACAAAUAUCUCUUGAGAAAACAAUGCGAGGAGGUUUGUCAAGAAACUUUCGAACGCAUCAUCAAUGAGGUAAACGGAAAGUUCGAUGACGAACACUUGGCUAAUGGAGAUAAGCUCAAGAAGCUGGACCUCUUUGCUGUUGUGUUCGUGGGUGGGUUCUUCAACGACCCCGUGUUGUGGAAAAUGCUCUUGGAUUGUUUUAAGGACGUCCCGAAGCUCCACGAUGCAUGCCCGGAAAUGACAAUUGCGCAGGGCGGCGCAGUUCAUGGCAAGAAAAUUACUGAUGAUGGUACCAUCCACAUCCCCCUCUUCCCCUUUUCCACACCCGACGAAGGCAACUCAGUCUAG